CUUCGUGUGGCAUUGUGUGGUUGCCUAGGGUUUUAACAUAUCUUUCCUCAGUCCGGCGCCUCCGUCUCAAAAAUCUAGUUUGGCCUUUGCGGUUGGCCAAUUGUCAUGGGAAACGAACUUCCGCCGUUUGAGGAAUCCCCAUUGUACCCUGAUUUGAGACGCUGCGUAGUGAAUAUGGAGGCCCGACAAGCCGGGGACGAAAAUACUAGGAAAUUACUCCGUAAACUCCGUGAGACAUGGGGUUAUGAUCUUGACAUGAAUGUGGAUGAUGUUCCGGUUUCAUUUCCUCUAUGUCCGGUGGACAUGUCCAACGAGGAUUGCCAGUAUAUUUUCAAUGACUGUGUAUUGAAUGCAAGACGCUUUGCGAUCCACAAAAUCAAUGAGAUUACGGGCGAAACUCACUUGUUUAAGGAAUUAAAGAAUGUUGUUAUUAGCACCUCCUGCAUAUGUCUUUUGACCUUCACUGCUGUGGAUGCCGAUGAAGCUGGUGCUGAUGAUGCUGAUGUGGUGACUUUUCAAGCAAUGGUUGAAUUCCCACUACUUCCUAGUUUUGGCUGGCAUGAGCUUCUGCAUUGGAGGAUUAUAGAAACAGCCUGACUGCUAAAUCAUCGCUUAUGUAUGUCCUUAUUCCUUGGGGCUGCUUCCCACCAUAUGAUGUCGGACUUGUGCUUGCUUUAUCAAACUGUAAACUCUAAGAAUCUUAAAUAUAAGGUGACUUGUUUU
Molecule: messenger RNA, 723 nt
Organism: Cuscuta campestris
Lineage: Eukaryota; Viridiplantae; Streptophyta; Magnoliopsida; Solanales; Convolvulaceae
Source: the annotation of a GenBank genome assembly